Molecule: messenger RNA, 1767 nt
Organism: Colletotrichum higginsianum IMI 349063
Lineage: Eukaryota; Fungi; Ascomycota; Sordariomycetes; Glomerellales; Glomerellaceae
Product: MFS transporter
Exons: 5
Coding region: 1-1767 (588 amino acids)
Biological process (GO): transmembrane transport
Molecular function (GO): transmembrane transporter activity
Source: RefSeq, a predicted model, not a curated record
AUGCAUUCACCCCAACCCAAGGGAGAGCCUGUCGACGUCGACGACGGCCGUGCCAGUGACGCCGGAUCAGAUGCCGGUGCAACGCCCGCGGGUCAGAGUGAGGUCGAAGCAGCCUACAUCUCCGGGCUGCCCCUCAUCAUCAUGGUCGGCGUGCUCUUCCUCGGGCAGUUCGUUAUUGGCCUGGACUCGAUCAUGGUUGGGCUCCUUGUUCCGACAUUGAUCAACGAGUUCGGCUCGGUGGCGGAUGUCGGCUGGUACGCAUCGAUAUACAUGAUGACGAUCGGGGCCAUGGCACCAACUCUCGGCAAGGUCUACACCGUCUUCCCCGUCAAAACCGUCUUUCUCGGGGUCUCGGUAGCCAUGCAACUGGGUUCCCUCCUUUGCGCGACGGCCAAGUCGUCCACGGCCUUCAUCGCCGGCCGAGCCGUCACCGGCUUCGCAGCGAGCGGCCUCCUCUGUGGCACUCAGAUAAUCACCGCGUCCAUGGUCCCCUUACAUUUGCGCCCUUGGUGUCUCGGCGUCGUGGGGUCCGGCGAGAUCGUGGCCACCAUGGCCGGGCCGGUCGUGAGCGGCUUCAUCAUCGAGCGGCUCGGUUGGCCCUGGUGCUUCUGGAUCAACAUUCCCGUCAUGGUCGCCCUGAUAGCCAUGGUAGCGCUGUUCUUCAAGCACGCCGGCCAGGCCGCCGGCUCGCAAGACGCGUCCUGGAGGGAAAAGGUGGCCUUGCUCGACCUCCCUGGCGGCACCGUCUUGGUGGGUGCCACGGUAUGCCUGCUGCAGGCGCUGAGUGCCGGCGGCGUUCGCAACUCUUGGACGGACGCUCGCGUCUUGACGCCCCUGAUACUGUCCGCCUUUCUGUUUGGCAUCACGGUUCUUCACCAAUACCGCAAAAAGGACAAGGCAACGAUCCCUCCACGCCUGUUCAAGAAUAGAGCCUACGUUGCCUGUCUGUUCUACGACAUGUUCUUUGCCGGAGCGCAGCUGAACCUGUUCUACUAUCUACCGUCCUGGAUCCAGGGAAUAGCCGGCUCGACUCCCGAUGAAGCGGCCCUCGAGAUGAUGCCCGCGCUGGCGGCGUCCAUUGUCGGCGGCUUUACCAAUGCCGGACUCGCCGCGUUCCUGGGUACCCUGCCCCCGGGCACGAUGAUGGGGACGACCCUGGUCUGCGUCGGGUCCGGUCUCCUGUUCUCGUUGAAGCCGCGGACGCUCAAGGCGCUGUGGAUGAGCUACGAGGCCUUGUUCGGCUUCGGCUGCGGCAUCUGCACCCAACAGGCGACCAUCGGUGCCCAGGCGGUUCUGUCAGACGCCGACAUCCCCAUCGGGCUCAGCAUCAUCAUCAUCGGGAAGCACAUCGCUGCGGCCGUAUUUAUAGCCGUCGCCCAGCAUCUGUUCGUGACGCGCCUGGCGCCGCUCUCGGAGCUGUUGCCCGACUUUGACGUGGCGUCCGGGGCCAACAUUGGGCACGACUAUCUCCGGAAGACUGUGCCUGCCGACAAGUUUGACGGUGCCCUUGGGUUGUACAACACCGCUCUCACCACGACGUUUGCCUUUUCCCUCUUCCUCGGGUGCGUGGCGUUUGUGUGUCUCUUCUUCAUUCCGUGGACGCCCCUGAAGAAGCGACCGGAACAAGAUGGGUACGAGCCUGCGAACGACUUUGAGCUGGAUUCCGUCGCGUCAGAGACCGACGCGGAGCCAAGGGGUCUGGGAGUGGACGAUGUUGGCGGGUAUACAGGCAGAGCGGGCAAUAAGGAAUUUGAUGUAUCUACAUAG